AUGAGUUCAACGAGCAGAUCAUGGUUAGCAGCAGCAAGCAUCGAAGCAGUGGAAGCGUCGAAAGACCAAUUAGGGGUGUGCCGUUGGAACUAUUUGAUCCGGUCGGUGAACCAACGCAUAAGGAACAAUGUGAGAUGUGCUUCUCAUCAGUCCAACAGAUUCUUUUCGUCGUCCACCGAUGAGAAGGCGAAGCAAGCUGAAGAGUCUCUCAGGACAGUUAUGUACUUGAGCUGCUGGGGUCCUAACUGUUGA
Messenger RNA from Microthlaspi erraticum, 252 nucleotides. The record is from the annotation of a GenBank genome assembly. NCBI's taxonomy places the organism in Eukaryota, Viridiplantae, Streptophyta, Magnoliopsida, Brassicales, Brassicaceae.